AUGUCUGGAGUCACUGACACAGCUCACGUCCUAGCUGAUUUCAGCAUUAACCCUAUGGGGUGCGAAGUCAGUACAAGCAAGUAUCUGAGAGAGGCGAUUAAGAUUGUCGACGAGUCUGGACUUAAUUAUCAUACCCAUGCUAGUGGAACUAACAUAGAGGGCAAGCUCGAUGAAGUAAUGAUUGUUGUUCGAAAGUGUAUUGAUAAAACCCAUAGUAUGGGAUGCCCUCGUGCCGAUACUAUUGUCAAGCUUCAGACUCGUACCGACAAGUCCAAGACCAUCCGUGACAGCAUGAGCAUUACUAAAUCGAGGAUAUAA
Molecule: messenger RNA, 318 nt
Organism: Paraglomus brasilianum
Lineage: Eukaryota; Fungi; Glomeromycota; Glomeromycetes; Paraglomerales; Paraglomeraceae
Source: the annotation of a GenBank genome assembly